GUUUGAACUUGAACCUGCACCAUGUCCUUGCAGAAGCACCUCUUGAACGCCCCCGCAACGCUGGUAUCAGAGUCUUUACAGGGCCUCUGUGCGGUUAAUCCCCAGCUCGCAUACGACCCGGAGAAUCAAGUCGUCUACAAAAGAACUAUUGAUCCAUCCAAAGUAGCCGUUAUAUGUGGUGGAGGCUCAGGACAUGAGCCGUCGCAUGCUGGCUUCGUUGGAGAGGGUAUACUGAGCGCGGCUGUCUGUGGAAGUGUCUUUGCAUCCCCGAACGCUAGCCAGGUCCGUCGUGGAAUUGACCUCGUUGAGAACGAUGCCAGGAAUUACACCGGUGACGUGCUGAACUUCGGCUUAGCGAAGGAACAAUAUGCAGCUGAGCAUGGCAAGAAACCGAAUCAAGUCAAGUUCUUAGUUGUCGGUGACGACGUUGCAGUCGGGAAAACGCAAGGAGACAUUGUCGGUCGAAGGGGUCUCGCUGGCGUUGUCCUCGUCUACAAGAUUGCCGGUGCUCUGGCAGCUCAGGGCGGCAGCCUCGAUGAAGUAUACAGCAUCGCCCAAUAUGUCUCUUCCCGCAUCGGAACCAUUGGGGUCGGCCUCGAGCACUGUCAUGUCCCAGGUACGGCCACGGGUGAAACUCAUUUGUCCGCGGAUGAGAUCGAGAUCGGACUCGGGAUCCACAAUGAGUCGGGAAACAAGCGUAUCAAGCCUGUCCCGCCUUUGAAGCGUUCCUUCCUUCCAUUCAAGAACGACGGCAAAGAUGAAGUUGUACUUCUUCUCGAACUGGGUGGUAUCGCACACGCUGCCAAUGAAGAACUGAAGACCCGCAAAGUCGUUGUAUCACGAAUCAUCUCAGGCACCUUCAUGACCAGUCUGAACAUGCCUGGGUUCUCGAUUUCCCUUGUCCUCCUUCCACGGGAUGAAGACUCGGGUGCGCCAAAGGCUUCGAAGAUCCUUUCCCUUCUCGAUGCGAAGGCUGAGACUCCGGGGUGGAAAUGGACGUCGACUUCAAAGCCCAACGCAUCCUUCACGUUGGAUAAGGACCUCAAGACAAAAGCUGCCACCAAAUCAACAGAAGCUGGCAGCCUUUCAGCGGCAGAUCCCAAAGCGUUCAUCGAGGCCAUCAAACGCGCUUGCCAAGCUGUGGUAAAGGAGGAACCUGAAAUUACUCGAAUGGACACUAUUGCUGGAGAUGGAGACUGUGGACUUACAUUGAAAGCCGGCUCUGAAGGCAACAUCAAAGGAAUUGAUCUUGUCAACGACAUCGUUGACAUUGCCAAAGUCGCCGAAAAGAAGAUGGGUGGAACUAGUGGUGCCCUCUAUUCGAUAUUCUUCUCUGGCUUGGCGCAAGGGCUCCAAGCCAAUGCUGGUUCCUCUACCACUGUGACAGACGACAUAUGGAAGUUGGCAUUGUCGGAUGCUUUGGCGAAGCUCUACACCUACACCCGUGCUCGUCCUCCUUCGCGUACCCUCAUCGAUCCCCUUGCGGCGUUCAUCACCAAUGUGGGUCAAGGAUUCCCAUCUGCGGUGAAGGAAGCUUCGGACGCUGCAGAGUAUACGAAAAACGUCAAGGCGAAGGCAGGAAGGAGCGCAUAUGUCGAUAGCAAUUUGUUGACGAAGGAACAAGUGCCUGAUCCUGGAGCGUGGGGCGUUCGUGCUAUUCUGCAGGCCUUGUUUUUGUAGAUGUGUACCCCCGAUAUCAAAGACGGAAAGUAGUUGUAUUUGUAUCCAAGAUGUAUUCUUUGUGAAAUCAGCAGAGCUCUCUGAUAGGAA
Desarmillaria tabescens is the source of this 1770-nucleotide messenger RNA. Its product is annotated as dihydroxyacetone kinase. Gene Ontology annotation, cellular component: cytosol. The transcript is spliced from 10 exons. The record is from RefSeq and is a predicted model, not a curated record. Gene Ontology annotation, biological process: glycerol catabolic process. The coding region runs from base 22 to 1680 and encodes 552 amino acids. NCBI's taxonomy places the organism in Eukaryota, Fungi, Basidiomycota, Agaricomycetes, Agaricales, Physalacriaceae. Gene Ontology annotation, molecular function: glycerone kinase activity.